Molecule: messenger RNA, 3151 nt
Organism: Anopheles funestus (African malaria mosquito)
Lineage: Eukaryota; Metazoa; Arthropoda; Insecta; Diptera; Culicidae
Gene: Eb1
Product: microtubule-associated protein RP/EB family member 1
Exons: 6
Coding region: 197-1051 (284 amino acids)
Biological process (GO): protein localization to microtubule plus-end; spindle assembly; regulation of microtubule polymerization or depolymerization
Cellular component (GO): microtubule plus-end; cytoplasmic microtubule; microtubule organizing center
Molecular function (GO): microtubule plus-end binding
Source: RefSeq, a predicted model, not a curated record
UGUGACGAAGACAGUUUUCCGAGCAACUGCUUCUCGCUUCGUACGGAGUCAGUUUUCCUAAGCACGCCUUGCUGCACAAGUCCACCUAGUUUUCGCACGGUAUUCAAGCAAGUUAGCUGAGUGAAAAAGUGUUAGCUGCAUCAGAAGUUGCCGGUGAAGAGCUAUUGUUGGAAUCGUACACAACAAUUGAUUGAACAUGGCAGUCAACGUUUACUCGACGAACGUCACGACAGACAACCUCUCGCGGCAUGACAUGCUGUCGUGGGUGAACGAUUGUCUGCGAUCGCAAUUUACCAAGAUCGAGGAACUAUGCACCGGUGCCGCCUAUUGCCAGUACAUGGAUAUGCUAUUUCCCGGUUCCGUACCAAUGAAGCGUGUGAAAUUUCGCACUAAUCUCGAGCACGAAUACAUCCAAAACUUCAAAAUCCUGCAGGCCGCUUUCAAGAAGAUGAAUGUCGAUAAGAUAAUUCCAAUCGAUAAACUAAUUAAGGGUCGCUUCCAAGAUAACUUUGAAUUUUUGCAAUGGUUCAAAAAGUUCUUCGACGCAAACUAUGACGGUAGAGAGUAUGAUGCUUUACUAGCGCGCGAUAACCUACCGAUGGGUUUGGGUUCCGGUGCGGGUGCACCGAAAGGUAACGGCGUUUCGGCCGUUGUACCGCCGCGUAAAAUGGCAAUCGGCACUACCGCACCACGUGAUAGAAUCAAACCGAUAUCCAAAGUUGCACCCACCCGACAGAUGGUGCAGAGUCCGCCGAGCCGAAUUGGAGGUGGCGUGAAUGUAAAUACGAGCAAAUCGUCCUCCCAGAACAGCGUAACGAAUCAGCAGAUUGAGGAGCUUACCGCACAAAUGAACGACAUGAGAUUAAACUUUGAAGGGCUGGAAAAGGAGCGCGAUUUCUACUUCAGCAAAUUGAGAGAUAUCGAAAUUCUCUGUCAAGAUGAUGAACAAAGCCAGAGUCCUUUCGUUCAGAAAAUUCUAGAGAUCCUUUACGCGACGGAGGAUGGGUUUGCGCCACCGGAUGAAAUACCGCCCGAGGAAGAGGAAUAUUAAGCUGAGCCGCGGCAUAUGUGGCCACGCUUGUCGAAUCAUUGCGCUCCUGUCGGCGGAGUAAAGAUGAUUGCUUUCGCUAAUGUGUGUAGUUCAUUUUCGCGCUUAGUGAUCAAUUGUAUCGGAAGGACACGUUGAGACGAAACAUAUAGUAGAAUAAGAAGGAACGAAUGAAAAUAGCAUACACGCAGAUGCAGAGUGCUGUGCGCAUCCCAAAGCAAAACACGAAGGAUGGCAAGGAAGUGAAGGCCACGUAAUUGGCGAUGUUGUGUUAGAGAAGGAACAUGAUUUCUGCGGACUUCACGUAAGAAAAAAACAAAGUUGGUAUCGGUAAAUUAUUAAAACUAUUCAUUUAAUCUACUUCACACAUACACACGCGUUUGUUGGAAGCAAUAGAUAUUUAAUCGCGCUGAAAGCGUAAGUGUGCGUUUCAUGAUCGGUUAUAACUCAGCGAUUGUUGACGGCAAAAUAGAGACACAGAGAUUACAACGAGUAUAUGAAGAAAAAAAUGCAGAAGGAUGGGUUAAAUCGAGAAUAAUGAGAUAUAAAAAGACAUUGAAUGCUGCUCAUCGCCUGAGUGCACGGAUACUACUACUUCUCGUCAAUUUUUCUUCGUUGGCCAAACUUGAGUGUGUGUAUCCUCCAUUUGUGUACUAUGUAUCUUUAAACCUUGAACCUCAACAGUUUAGCGCUCUUCGAAAAACAGAAAUUGUUUCCCUAUUCAAUGUGACUAACUCAAAUUGACGCUAAAAAGAGAUCCCUUACAAUGUAAACUUAAUUAUUAAAACAAAACUGAAAGUAUGAAACAAAACAAAUGCAGAAGAAUGUUUUUCGGCGAGAGGACUUCAUUGCACGAUUGGACGGCAUCAUUAUUAUAUAUGGCCCGCAGGCAAUGUGCAGUGGCGCAGGCUGAAUGAUGAAAAGAAGUAAGAUUAAUAUUUGGAAGACAAUGAACGGCAGGAGCAUUUGUGGCAAUCACGCUAAAUUGCCAAUAAAAAUAUAGUAAGGUGCAAAAUAAUUCGAAUAUUAUUUUUAUGCAUUAACGCCCUUCGUUUUACCUUCGGUUUGAGUUGAACUAUAAAUGGUAAUGCGACAAUGUGAAUGAUUUCCGCAAACGGUGGAUACUGUUGUGAAUUUUAAUUGCAACUUUUGUUUAGAUGAAUAAUGUGGCAAAUAAUUAGCUUUGUCUAUAUUUUUGUAUUUCCAUUCAUCAUCGAAAUACAGCCGCUACCAGUAUAUGAAAUUAUUGAACUAUCUUCUGGAACGUUAAUGGUGCGUGUGUGUGUGACCGCUUUUCACUAAUUCGUAAGAUGGUGAAGAAUGUUUAAAUAACGAAAAACGAAGCGAUGAACGAAGCAAAGCAAAGGUUGAACAGUACUGUAGAAAACGAUUACUAUUUUAUAGGUAUAAUAGCUCAAAUGCUCUUCUGUUACAUAGCUAUCAAAGAACAAAAAAAAACGGAUGAAACAGAAGCAGAAAAGCAACAACCAACAAGUAAUGUGAUUUGUGCAGCAACACACACCCGCAAUCGUUGGAAUAAAUUAUACACAAGAAAAGAGAACGUUAUUAUACUUCGAAGCGUUACCGGGUGUUGAUGUGAAAGUUGUGAAAGGAAAAACAUGAUUGUUUUCUUAUCAUCAAAGCCCGUCGUCGUAUACAGGCAGUUAACAUGAGCGAGCAUAAUUUGAUAAUUUAUUAUUUUUUUUACGUCAGACGUCUGCUCGGUUCGAUAAUUUAGUUCCGUUCGUGUCGGACAUAUUGUCAAGACAUAGGCGAAAGCGACCAAUAAUAGUCACAAUAUAGACGCAUUUAAAGAUACAAAUUCUAAUUCAGAGGACAUACGAACUUUAUGUACGUGUGUUCUUGCCACAUGUCACAGAUGGAAGUUAGGCAUUGCAUUUGCUUUUUUUAUUAUUCAAUCAACCAAUUGUGUAUUGCGUUUUAGUCCUUUUUUCCACAAUCCUUUGAAGUACGAAUGACUGCACAUUUGUGUCAGUUUUAACUAAUGUAACACUUGAUAAUAUGCUCUCAAUGCAAACCUUUUCUUUCUCUUUUUUUUUGUUUUAUACUUGAAAAUACAAAAAGAAGCUAAACAUACGAGAA